AUGUCUGAAAGUGAUGACAGUGAGAGUGAUUAUUGGUCAGAUGAUUCAAGCUUCAUAUUUGAAGAAGAAUGGAUCAUUAAUGGGUCAGAACAGGACAAGGUUAUGGAACUUUUCUCUGGGCCAAGAAGAAAGAAAGAUGACAAUUUAACCCAAGCUGUUCCGAUGUUGCUGCUGCUAAAAGCUGGAUGGGCAGUCAAGCUUUCUACUUGCUUGGCUGCUAUCCCAAGGUUUCUUGCUUUGGCAUUGGGUUGCAGAAUGCUUGUGGCGAUUGUUGUUGUUAUUGCAAGUAUGCUACAGACAAGUUUUGGUGUAGCAGUACUUGUUCCUGUCCUCUGA
This is a messenger RNA of Ilex paraguariensis (yerba mate), 336 nucleotides long. The record is from the annotation of a GenBank genome assembly. Lineage: Eukaryota; Viridiplantae; Streptophyta; Magnoliopsida; Aquifoliales; Aquifoliaceae.